AUGGCUUUGAAAUCACAUCUGAGUGUGUCUGCUUGCAUUCCCGUACUUAGACUGGCCAGAACCCGUAAGAAGGUUUUGUUUUACUGUCACUUCCCUGAUCAGCUUCUGACCAAGAGAGAAUCUCUCCUAAAGCGCAUCUACAGAUUACCACUCGACUGGCUGGGAGAGGACACGACUGGCAUGGCGGACUGUAUUGUUGUCAACAGCAGGUUCACCGCCAGCGUGUUCAAGGACACAUUUAAGUCCUUAUCUCACGUAAACCCAGAUGUCCUCUACCCAUCGCUCAACAUCAGUAGCUUUGAAACAGUGGUUCCCACGGACAUAUCUGACCUGAUACCCAAAAAGAAAAAGUUCUUGUUUCUUUCCAUAAAUAGGUAUGAGAGAAAAAAGAAUCUAUCACUGGCCCUUGAAGCUUUGCACGAGCUUCGAGGAAGACUGGAUUCUCAUGAGUGGGAUGAAGUUCACCUGGUUAUGGCAGGUGGCUAUGAUAAACGAGUUCUGGAAAAUGUGGAGCACUAUGAAGAACUGAGGAGACUCGCAGCCAAGCUUGGUGUUAACGACCAUGUUACUUUUCUGAGAUCAUUCUCAGAUGAACAGAAAAUAUCGCUUUUUAGUAACUCUGUAUGUGUGCUUUAUACCCCAAGCAAUGAACAUUUUGGCAUUGUUCCUCUGGAGGCAAUGUAUAUGAGAUGUCCAGUUGUAGCCGUUAAUUCGGGUGGUCCUUUAGAAUCAAUCUUACAUAAUGUUACAGGAUUUUUGUGUGAUCCUCUGCCAACGCAAUUCUCUGAGGCCAUGGAAAAAAUUGUGAGAGAUCCUCUCUUAAAGGAUACAAUGGGAGCAGCUGGGAGAGUCAGAGUUAUGGAAAAAUUUUCCUCGGAAGCAUUCACAGAACAGCUGUACCAAUACAUAUGCAGGUUAACACAAUAAAAUUAUAUUCCCAUAUUUUA
This is a messenger RNA of Egretta garzetta (little egret), 947 nucleotides long. It is a transcript of the gene ALG2, whose product is annotated as ALG2 alpha-1,3/1,6-mannosyltransferase. The transcript is spliced from 2 exons. Gene Ontology annotation, molecular function: GDP-Man:Man(1)GlcNAc(2)-PP-Dol alpha-1,3-mannosyltransferase activity; alpha-1,3-mannosyltransferase activity. Bases 1 to 927 code for a protein of 308 amino acids. The record is from RefSeq and is a predicted model, not a curated record. Lineage: Eukaryota; Metazoa; Chordata; Aves; Pelecaniformes; Ardeidae.